Messenger RNA from Serpula lacrymans var. lacrymans S7.9, 1673 nucleotides. RefSeq lists its product as uncharacterized. The coding region runs from base 332 to 1138 and encodes 268 amino acids. Gene Ontology annotation, molecular function: oxidoreductase activity, acting on the CH-OH group of donors, NAD or NADP as acceptor. The record is from RefSeq and is a predicted model, not a curated record. The transcript is spliced from 10 exons. Lineage: Eukaryota; Fungi; Basidiomycota; Agaricomycetes; Boletales; Serpulaceae.
CGCGCCAAUUUAUCGUUAAGACGAAACGUUGGGACGUCACCAGGAACACCUCCGACUCACGUCAAAAUAUUUCCCAGGUGAAAAAGAAAUACGCGUCAGGAGACCUCUAUUACACUCACCCUAUGAUCACGAGAAAUCAGUGGGUCAAGUGAGCGGUCUUCCCCUAGUUAUGCGGGCCGUAUAAUUGCACAAUCCCUUAUCUUUGGCCGUUCACCGGGGCUAAAUCCACUAUCUCGACUAUAAGGCGAAGGUCACGAAGGACAAAGACUUGCUUUAUAGAAGACAAUCUUCGAAGCCUUUAGGAGCUACCACGAACUGUAUAAUCUUCUACAUGUCUUCGAGUUCAGAAUCCAAGGGCAUCGCCCUCGUCACAGGAGCUGCACAGGGCAUUGGACGUGCUAUUACUCUCCGACUCGCUGAUGAUGGCUUCGACGUGGCGAUCAACGACAUUCUAUCCAAUAAGGAGAACUUGGACAAUGUCGCGCUACAGGUCGCGUCCAAAGGGAGGCGCACAUGCGUGAUGUUCGCAGACGUGACUGUAGAAGACGAAGUGAAAGGGAUGAUAGACGGGGUGGUGACACAGCUCGGUGGUCUCGAUGUAAUGGUUGCCAAUGCUGGGAUUAUCAGAGUUGGCACCCUUUUAGAAACGGGCGUCGAUGAUUGGGAAGCUCAGUUCGCAGUUAACGUGCGAGGAACGUACCUGUGUUAUAGGUAUGCUGCCAUGCAAAUGAUCGCACAGGGACGCGGUGGGCGCAUGAUUGGGGCGUCUUCGGUCGCUGGCAAAACUGGCCAUGCAAACCAGAUAGCGUAUUGUUCAGCCAAGUUUGCCGUUCGAGGCAUGACACAGUGUGCUGCACUGGAAUUGGGUCGCCAUGGUAUUACCGUGAAUUCGUAUGCUCCUGGUGCAAUGAUCACUCCGAUGCUGGAAGGUAUCAGAAUCGCGAAUGAUCAGCGUAACGAGUCCUUGGGUCAAUUCUAUGAUGGGGAUUACUACAAACGGAUGGCGGAUAGAGCUGCUGUAGGGUACAUGGGAAAAGCCGAUGACGUUGCGAGCAUCGUGUCAUACCUAGCCUCGAAAGAAUCCCACUUCAUUACCGGUCAAAGUAUUUCAGUGGAUGGAGGAGUUUACUUUUCCUGAUCCCUUCGGCUUUUCUGGACGUUGGUUAUAAUUAUUACAUGAGGGUCCUAGCUGAGUCAAAGAUGGACAGAUGGACAGUCUCAGAAAAAGGCUAGGAGCGAUUGGCUACCGAACUGUGACUUCUAGGAGCAGGCUAACGCAUGGCCCACAAACACGAGGCCAGUUCCUGCACACUUGCGCUCGACCUUGCUGUUCUUUUUUAGUUCAAGACCUUUUCGUCUUUAAAAGUCCCGCUGAUCGCAAAGUUAGUAUGAUAUUAGUGUGCGAUAAGCUGCUACUGCUCCCCCCACAUGACGCAUUCAUGACGAUACGCAGGAGCGCAAAGUACGUACCAGAACACGACAUGAGGACAGCGUAUAAAGAACUUUCUGAACGCGCGCUAGUCCGAAAUUUCCGAGGCUAGCACAAGGCUGCCUUUACUUACCUGCCGUUACCAAAAUACCUCGAUAGAAAACAACAAGUGUUCGAUUUUUGAAUUCUAUCAUCAAGCGGCGAUAAAUCGAUCCGGGAUAAAUCUCUGCCGGUCAGCGAAGUC